AUCAGAAACGCUCAAGCGUGUGAGGUUGAGAUGUGAGGUGGCGUGAGCUGCCAUAGAUGGUAUCUGACCCAGAGAAAAGUUUUAUGUUGGUAACAUAUGUUAGCAAAGUUCCGUUAGAAUGAAUGGAGCAGCGUAUUCAAAUUUCGAUAACCAGGAACACAUUCUUAAAUUAGGUGAAACGUUUGAAAGACAACCAAAGAGUGCAUUCCACACUGUGCGAUAUGACUUCAAACCAGCUUCCAUUGACACUGCGUGUCAGGGGGAGCUUGAGGUGGGGAAGGGGGAACAGGUGACCAUAACGCUGCCAAAUCUGGAGGGCUCAACGGCUCCUGUAACCGUGUUCAAAGGCUCAAAAAGGCCUUACAUGAAGGAAUGCAUCCUAAUCGUGAACCACGAGACGGGCGAGUACCGUUUGGAGAAGCUCAACAGCAACAUCGCGGUCAAGAAGACCAGGGCUGAAGGUAGCAGCAAGAUCCAGUCACGCCUGGAGCAGCAGACUAGCCGACUGAGCCAGCAGAUGAAGACUGGGGGCAGUGGCAGCAAUAAGACCACGCCAGGCUCCAGGAGCUCCCCCCCCAAAGAGAAGAUGUCCCCCGCGUCUCCCAUGGAUGACAUCGAGAGAGAGCUCAUGGCGGAGGCGCGUGAGCUCGACCAGAUGAGCAGCGGCAGCAGCUCCUCCGACUCCAAGAGCUCGUCAAGCAGCGAGGACAGCUCCAGCUCCAGCAGCAGCGACUCCGAGGACGAGGCCCGGCACCCCCCCGGGCCUUCUGUGGGCACUCCUGCUUCAGGCCCCGCCCACAGCAUGCCCAUCGUGACCACCUCUCACUCCACACGCUCAGAGGAGGGCGGGGCCCAUAUGAUGAGCACGCUCAAGAGAGACCUGCAGCUGAGCGAGUCGGGCAGCGAGAGUGACGAGGACUAAACCCCAAAGCAAGGAGGGAGUUAGGUGAGCGCUCUGAGCAGUUCAAGGUCAGAGGUCGAGCUGGGAAACGAUGCCUGCAUGAGACUGCCUGUUUAAUGGCCCCGGCACCUUCUACUUGUACGAUUUGCCCAAAUUUUUAUUUUAUGUUUUUUUUUUUUUUUUUGCAAUUCAGCACUAUGUAUUUGUGCCUUGGGGAAAAAAAGGUGGAAAUUGAAGACAGCAUGUAAGGACAUGAAAAUUGUCAGUGACUUUUCACCCAUGCAAGAGGAACUGGAGCGUGGAUGGGCAGUUUUCCAAGGCCUGCCAGUUCAGAGAUUGCAUUUGGGACUUUAAGUUUUCAACAGUUUUUAAUUUAUCACACUCACUACUGUCUUCUAUUGACAUAACUUGGCCCCCUGUUGCUGUAAAAGAUUUGUUGAACUGGGCAAUGCGUACGCAAUCCAGUUUUCGCAAUGAUCUUAACUAUAUUCAUUUCCAAGCAUCAUCUUAUUUAAAAUGAUAUUAAGGGAGUUUUUAGUGCCUGAUGUUAAUGGCAACAUAUCAGGGGUUGUUUAGAGAAAAAGUGCACCAGGCAAAGUAAAUCUGAGAAAUAAAAUUUAUGAUCAUCUCCAUGUUGGUGAGUUAAUGCAUGUGCUGCAGAAGACUGUGGCCUUGGGCUGGACAUGAGCAGUGGGCUUGUGCUUUGAUUUAAUAUAACUGACAUUGUCAGAUGGGGCCAAUGGACACCACAUUGACACGGUAUAAUGGACCAGUGGGACCUGUGGCACAUACAGGUGGCUAAGCUGCUGGGGGUGUCAGUCUCUUCUGACUGCUUCAGACACACGAGUGGAAAGCAGAUGCACUGAGGAGGCACCAGAGACCUGAGGUGGAAUCUUUGCCCAUCCUCAGCCUUUCCUGACCUUUCUUUAGUUUGGGGUCUCUCAGUCAUCCUGAUUUACAUUACAGAAGGAAAUUUAGUAGUCAGCUGAAAUGAUCCUGGUGGUUGGACUGGUGGGUCUGAUUUUAGCAAGAGUGGAACUAAUGAUAAAAGGAAUCGGUGCAUAGAUUAAAGUAGGCCCGUAUACGGGCCAGUUUAUUUAAAAUCUGAGGAAUAAAGCCAGGUUGCCAAAGCUAUUGGUAGAUGACCUGCAAAUCAUUGAUUUAUAUUCUGUUGACGUGUGAGAUAAUCCACGUUUAAAGGUCACGAAGGGUUUUUUUCCUGCUCUUCGCUGGCAGACUGUCAGGGUGAGCAUUUCCCUCGGGUCUGUCCUCCUGCUUCUCACGCUGCUCCUGUCAUCCCUCGUUCGCCUGAGCUCUGUGGCUGCCGCUGUCCUGUAUGUGUGUCACCCAUAUUUUGCUAAAAGUGGCUUGUAUCCCCGGUGUUUCCAUAAGAAGUGGAUCUGGAACUGCAUGUGUUUCUGCCACACCUCUGACAGCAUCCUGAGUCCAGUCUGGAUGGACAGAGCGAGGUUUAAAAUACCUCGUGCAAAUCGCGUAUCACGUGACCGAGCCACAUGACAGUGUGUGAAAUGUUGACAGAAUAUGUAUGAAAGGAUAAAGCUUUUUGUCUAGAAAUGUCACUGAGUUGUUUUUAUGUUUUCCAACCUAUAUGUGUAUAUAAAGUUGUGCAUAUAUUUUAGUAUAUUCUUUGAAUAUAGAGCAGAACACUUCAGAGCAGUUUUCCCAUUUUUCCUUAUGUACAAAGUGCUGUGUGUCCCUUGGUAACCGCCCCCCUCCCAGUCUGUCCUCACAGCUGGUUUCGUGCGAGACGCCUUUGUUUCCCGGGGCUCCAUCUUGCUAACGCAGCUAAUGAAUCCGGGCCGCUGGAUUGACGCUGAGCACGAUGCCCUGCUGCAGACUGGCCUGAAACAUCGAGUCACUUCUGUCCUCAAAGAUAUGAACGGAAAUGCGGGAGGGACAUUAAAUCAUGCUGCAGAGAGGCUCACAGAAGCGUAUGAGGCCCCCGCCUGGUGCCGAUGGCCAUCUCCCCCACCCUCCCUGAAUGUGAUAUCCAAGAUGGGGAGUAUACCUCAGUGGCUGGCUGGGGCCUGCGCCAGUGAAUUGCAAAGGCACACACACAGAAUGCUGCUUUUAUUAAUUUUCCUGGUGAUUUGCGAAGCUGGAAAUUACUGCAGCUUAAUAAGGUUAAGAGCUGUUAAAAUGAUUUGAGGAAAAUGAUGAAACCAAAGCAAGUUCUGCUGCUGAAGUUACCGUCGACACACCUGGGGUAGUCUAGAUUCUGUGAGACUGCUUAUAAUUUGUAACUGAUUGAAUCAGUCCCUAAACUAACAUCUGAGUCUAAUGAAUUAAUUUGGUGGGUGAACUUAGAUUCUUUCGAAAUAAAGAGUUUUAUCAGUAAAA
Messenger RNA from Brienomyrus brachyistius, 3262 nucleotides. RefSeq names its product ELL associated factor 2 (gene eaf2). Gene Ontology annotation, molecular function: transcription elongation factor activity. Gene Ontology annotation, cellular component: super elongation complex. The record is from RefSeq and is a predicted model, not a curated record. Gene Ontology annotation, biological process: regulation of transcription elongation by RNA polymerase II; positive regulation of DNA-templated transcription. Lineage: Eukaryota; Metazoa; Chordata; Actinopteri; Osteoglossiformes; Mormyridae. The coding region runs from base 119 to 922 and encodes 267 amino acids. The transcript is spliced from 6 exons.